AAGGGACAGUUCGUUUCUCUGACCACAACGCUCCCAACAAGGAAGCUCAUUUGCCUCAAAACUAUAUUAAAGAAAACAGUACAGCUGUGAAGCAUAGGCUUCUUGUUCAUGUUUUUAUAAUUUGCAUAUAUCGUAUUCUGCGGGGCUCUUAAUUUAAAAUAACAUGGUCAUUAAGCAGGCUACUGUUUACUAUACGGUGAUUUUAUAAUUGCACGAUAUGUGGAUGUGCGUUUAACAAUGUUAAUGAAUGAUCACGGUAGGCAUGUAUGUGCAUGCCUGUGCAUGCCUGUGAGCAUCUUUACUUAAACACAUGAGGUUUUAUUAUAAUAAGUAGCCUACAGUGACAAUAUGUGGCCUCAUGUUCAUUUUCCCUGGCUAAAUUAGUGGGAGGCAUGAGUAAUUUGUUUGCUUUGCACAGUCCAUUCUUUCUACCCCUGUUGGCUUAAGCUGCCAGCUUUCCUGGCCGCUUGUGCCUCAACAUGUGAAAAUAAUGGAUUGAUCAAAUUCCCAAGGCCAGGACCAUUCAUGCAGAACAAUAACAACACUGGACAGUGCAGCAGCAUGGGUCUUCUGCUCAAAUACAUAUUUCCCAGCUACUCAGUACUGAGUGUGUGCUUGUGGGCGUGGUGGGGCAGUUUCCCAGGCAUUGACCUGACUGCAGUGCCUCUCUCUACACACACACACACACACACACACACACACACACACACACACAGAGAGAGCUAGAGUGCGGUCCCAUUGAGGGGCCCUGUCCUGGUGUAGUCUGGGAGUUCUAUAGAACCUCUGCAUUUACCGCUCUAAUAAACACAGAUCAGCUCUAACUGUCAUAGACAAUCCGAAGACACAAUUCAUAGUCCAAUCAAAUGUGACUUGGGUAGUUCCCCCAUUUCAGAUAAGCAUGGCACAUAGUGAACUCAUCCAAUGGUCCGUUUCUACAUGGCACCUGUUAAAGGAGUUGUAUUCUGGAUAGUUGCACAUGUUAAAUAAACCACAAGUAAGCCAAAUAAGUUAUUUGGAUCAACAUUUGGAUAAUGUUUACAAUCUGAAAGCGUCUUAGAGUAUGUUUUUCUUGUACAGCAGUGAACAAAAUGCUGUAACAGAUACCUGACGCAGUAAAGGACACUAAAUAAGGCCUAUUGACUUCUCUCUGAGUGGCAGAAAUAUGCUUAGCUGCAAUUACUCCGCCUCCAUCGCUCUCAAACUACUUCUGUUCUUGUCUCCAUGUUUCUGGAUCAAGCAUCUUAUCAGAUCUCUCUCGUUAACCAUUAACACCUGGGGGUGAAUCAGACGCCACCACCCAUCCAGCCGAAACCACCACCACACAAUCUAGGAUCAAUUUAGCCUUUUAUAUCAUAAUGAAUAAGAGGGGGGACCUGAUCCUAGAUCUGCAUUCCUUCUCCGAGACACUUUAUGAAUAUGGGCCCAAAUUUAUAAUGUAAGUUUAUCAGCAUUUUUUUUUAUCAGAGGUUUCUUUUUAAGGGCACCUCUCGCCUCAUUUAACGACUGACAAGUAUGUUGACUAGCCUUUUAGGUAAUAUACUACAUUAUCUCAUGUUUACAUAGUCCAGCUUCUUAAAAUAAUUUUGCAUUAUAAGGUAUUAUCAUAGUCCUUAUCCUGACUCACAAUAUAAAAAACAUAUCAACUACAAAACCUAAAUCAAGAUUACAGCAUUGAGGAAAACAGGGUUUGAUUUGAUUAUCCCCACAGGUAGCAAUAUGUAAUGAUUAAACGCUGACUCAGGCUUUAGGGCCAAUCCUGCUAUCCCACCGGCCUGAGGAGGACUUGGCUGGUUGGCACACCAUCAGGCAGCACAACGUGCCAAUAAGGCAGCCUGAGCCUUGGAUUCAAAUCACCUGAUUUACAAGCCAAGAUUUAGACCUAUGGCAAAUGGAGGCUUUGAUAAGUUAUUUUCACCGUUUUCAAGUCUAUCCCAACAGAUGUCAGGCCACACCAGCCAAUCUGUAGUUUCAUAUAAAGUUGACCGGGUUCCGGUACUGUGAGUGAAGGCCCGUGUCUGUUAAUGAUUCUUUCUCUGACUGGGCCAGGUGUUUACUUCAGACAUGAUCCUUCGCUUGUGUUCAACCACACCCUGAUGAAUAGUCUGGCUGACACCAGCUCUUACUCUUCGCUGUGUAGUCACGUGGGUCGCGUCCGCCAGGCUAGUUCCCCUCCCAUAACACACUGCAAAGUAAUUACCUUAAAUAGCCUUUAGUCUUUACAUUCAGAUUGCCCAAGCCUGAUUCACGUGCUUGGGUUUGUGUCUUGUAUUUCCACUUGUUAGAUUGUUAGAUGCUUAGGAGAUUUAAGGUUAACAAGGGAGGUAGUGUUCAACUAAACAAUGCAAGAACUUUAUAGAAACAUAUGUAAGCAGACAGGAUGUAAGCAUCUAUAAUAAGGUUUACAGUUCAUGUAUGCAUAAUCUUCUUAUGACAUUCACAUUUCAUACAUUCUGGCUAGUGACUACAGUACUCAACACUAAUACUACAGUACUCAACAUUGUGAGAAGAGAAAUAGUUGACAAUAAGUUGUGACUCAUUUUUAUCUAUAACCUUGAACGAGUCCAGUAAGCCUGCCAUUUGCUGUCAUAUCUUGCAAGUGUGUGUGACGAAGGGUCAAAUGGGGUUGAAAGUAUAUGUGCAUGUUGAUACUGUAAGCAUCAUAAAACUAUUAGACAUAAUGGCAGAUAUAUAUUUUAAUUAUUUCUUAUUGACAAAAUCAAUAAUGUUUGUAUCGUCAUUUAAAAAAAACUAUUUGUUCUUAACUGCCUGGUAAAAUAAACGUGUUUCUUAUUUGCACAUAAGAAAAUUGGCCUGAGAAUUCCUCAGCCCAAUUUUCUAAAGUAAUCAUGAAUAUGCAGUACAUGGUGUCCCUCUCAACAAACAUGUUUUUUAUAGUGAGCUCAAGGAGGUAUUUAAGCAAUAAGGCCCGAGGGGGUGUGGUAUAUGGCCAAUAUACCACGGCUAAGGGCUGUUCAUAAGCACGAUGCAACGCGGAGUGCCUGAAUACAGCCCUUAGCCGUUGUAUAUUGACUAUAUACCACAAACCCCAGAGGUGCCUUAUUGCUAUUAUAAACUGGUUACCAAUGUAUUAGAUAAGUAAAAAUAACUGUUUUGUCUAAAAGUGUGUACGGUCUGAUAUACCACGGCUGUCAGCCAAUCAGCAUUCAGGGCUCGAACCACUCAAUUUAUAAUUCCUUUUAACCUAAUCCUGAAGGAGUUUUUAAAUAAAGUGAGAAGGCAGGCCCAGACUCACAGAGUAGAGCAGAGGGAGGGUAACGUGCACCAGCUUGGCUGUCUGCACCUUUAGCGUUCUCAGUUAGAACACUCUGUAGACUCUCAGAAACACUUUUAUUUUAUACCUUUUAUUUAACAAGACAGUUCAGAACAAAGUCCUUGGUUCUGAGCACAACAGACCUUAGCUAGCUGCUUUCAUACUUGAACAUAACACACACUCUGUACAGCCAGGACAUCAAACCCCCAGGACCACCAGAGAAGAUCAUCUUUCUGAUGGACCUCCAGAUGAUGCUCCUAGAUGUGAUCUACUUUAUCCUGCAUGGCCGUCGUUGGCGAGCUUGUCCUCAUCACAGGGUCAGGGGGCGCCUUGGGACGUCUCUUCGCCCUGGAGUUCACCAAACGCGGGGCAGUGGUGGUGCUAUGGGACGUCGACGCUAACAACAACGAGGAGACUGCCAGGUUAGUGAGGGAGGCGGGGGGCAAGGCUUACCCCUACAGGGUGGACGUGACCAACCGGGUGGAGGUGUACCGCACGGCGGACGAGGUGUGGACGGACCUGGGCCGUAAUGUCACCAUUCUGGUGAACAACGCCGGGGUGGUUGCCGGGGAACGGCUGAUGGACUGUCCGGAUGAGCUGGUGGGGAGGACCAUGAAGGUCAACUGUCACACCCUCUUCUGGAUGACAAAGGCCUUCGUUCCCCAGAUGAAAGAGCAGAACCAUGGACACAUCAUCACCGUCGCCAGCAUCCUGGGUCUCUUCAGCACUGCCUGUGUGGAGGAUUAUUGCAGGGUGGGCUUCCACGAGUCCCUGGCCCACAAGUUGCUGACUGAGGAAUUUGAUGGAGUCAAGACCACUCUCGUGUGUCCCUAUAUUGUCGACACGGGCAUGUUUGAUGGGUGUAAGAUCCGGGAUGUGGUAGCGCUGUUCCUGGCACCGCUGGAGCCUGAGUACUGUGUGGAGCAGGCCAUGAACGCCAUCCUGAUCGACCAGCCGAUCUGCAUCCCACGCCUCACCUACCUGCCCGUCAUCUCCCGAGCGUGAGUACACAUAUUGAUUGAAUAAACUUUAUUGAUCACCCACUCACUUCGACUUCGCUAGCUCCUUGGAGCGGUGCAGAGCGUCUCGACAUCUGUCUCUCCAGCUGGGGCCAGUUGUACUCUUAGAGGGGCCAGUUACAUUAGAUGUUAUUGUUGUCAUAUCGUUUUCUUCACUGCAUUGCAGGCAUUA
Molecule: messenger RNA, 4462 nt
Organism: Salmo salar (Atlantic salmon)
Lineage: Eukaryota; Metazoa; Chordata; Actinopteri; Salmoniformes; Salmonidae
Source: RefSeq, a predicted model, not a curated record